Messenger RNA from Penicillium longicatenatum, 234 nucleotides. Its product is annotated as cytochrome c oxidase VIIc family protein. NCBI's taxonomy places the organism in Eukaryota, Fungi, Ascomycota, Eurotiomycetes, Eurotiales, Aspergillaceae. Gene Ontology annotation, biological process: mitochondrial electron transport, cytochrome c to oxygen. The coding region runs from base 1 to 234 and encodes 77 amino acids. The record is from RefSeq and is a predicted model, not a curated record. The transcript has 3 exons.
AUGUACGCCUCCUCCGCUAUCCGUGCCCGUCUGGCCACCGCCGCUGCCCGUCGUGGCUUCUCUACCACCCGCACUCAGUUCGGUAGCCCUUACCACUACGCUGAGGGACCUCGCACCAACAUCCCCUUCAACCCCCUGACCAAGCACUUCUUCUGGCGCUACUGGGCCUUCAUGACUGUCGGUUUCGGUUCCCCCUUCGCCAUUGCCGUCUGGCAAACCUACAAGACCAAAUAA